AUGUCAAUGGAAGGCAGGCAAGUAGACGAGGUGGUGGCAAGUAUAUUCCACACCGUACUCUUUCAUCGUUCCAGCGGAAAGUUCACGUACAACAACGAGGAGAGCUACUCCAUACGGACAGUCAGCUACAUCGACGUCGAUUGCGAUUUCAUCGACUUCACGUACGUAUGCUGCGAGUCUGAGGCCCUUGGUCGAAACGUGAAGAAGGAGAUAUCGGAGUUCUCUGAUCUAUUACGGACAGCUAGUUCUUCUCCACCGCGAGGGUCUAUCAGUCUUGAAUUCUUUCAGAAGCGGCGCGCCCGCUGGCCUUUCCAACCCGAAUGCGUGCCUUGGGAAGUGUGGACGGUUUGCUGCGAGCUAACUGAAUCACGCAACGAGCAUGACAUGCACAGCCAGCACGAGAGCGUUGUCGAAAUGCUUCAGGACAAGAUAGUUCACAUUACAGAGAUCAUUAAUCGUCAUGAAUACGUCCCCAAAAUGCCUAGCCGAUCGGACGCUGACCUUAUAUUUGACACUUCGUAUACAGAUAUUCAACCAUACCUUUUCAAAAUACAGUACAAUCUAUCCGGUGCGCCUCCAACCUCUGUAGGCAACACAGUGCGUAAAUUGAUUCGUGAUACUCUAUCAUUGUGA
Messenger RNA from Parnassius apollo (apollo), 633 nucleotides. Lineage: Eukaryota; Metazoa; Arthropoda; Insecta; Lepidoptera; Papilionidae. The record is from the annotation of a GenBank genome assembly.